Emiliania huxleyi CCMP1516 is the source of this 449-nucleotide messenger RNA. RefSeq lists its product as hypothetical. The transcript has a single exon. The record is from RefSeq and is a predicted model, not a curated record. The annotation marks the transcript as partial. NCBI's taxonomy places the organism in Eukaryota, Haptophyta, Isochrysidales, Noelaerhabdaceae.
AUGUGUCGCGCCGCCUCUGCCAAGUACGCAUCACCCGGCCACCGCGAGGCCUCUCGCUACAGCCUCGGCUGCUCGAGCCUCUGGCUGGCGGUUCCGUGCAUGCACGGUGUGUUUGGCGUCCACGCUGGCGCGCUCGGCCUCGGUGGCGCCCUGCUCCUCGCCGUCACGUGCGCCGCCUGCCUCGUAUCGACGCUCACCUGGCGCACGCUGGCGCACACUGGCGACCUCUCCGUCUUCAAGGCGGACAAGGCGGUGGCACGGCUUGAGUUUGUCGCUCUCUGCGUCUUUAGCGUAGCCGCUCCACCGCCCGCAGUGCGCCCUGCUGUCACUGCGUGCGUGCUGCCUAUCACUGUUGCCGCUCUGUACCGAGCCGGCAUGGCGCUCGACUCGCGCGGGCACGAGACGGCGUCGCACUGGGCACAUGCGGCCUUCCGCUUUGUCGGCUUCUG